Messenger RNA from Chara braunii, 2315 nucleotides. NCBI's taxonomy places the organism in Eukaryota, Viridiplantae, Streptophyta, Charophyceae, Charales, Characeae. The record is from the annotation of a GenBank genome assembly.
GAGGAGGUGCAUAAGCAGAAAGUACUGCUUAGAGAGAUGUCAGACGAACUACGCACCUCAAGUCGCUCCUCGACGAAAUGACAGAAACUGCGGAGCACAGGAUGUUCACCGUUUUCUGGUUGUUGUUUGACAACAUGAAAGAUAUAGACGUUACUCGUCUGAGGGAGGACAUGUCAGCCAGACUUCAGGCAAUUGCUGAAAUGAAGAACACCACGUUCGACGAGUUUCAGACAUGGCUGGAUAUUGAAAGGGAAAGGCGCACCACAGUCUUGAAGUGGUUCUCCGCCCACGUCACGAAGACAACAAACGGGGAGUCAGACGGAGGGGAUGUCAUGUGUCUUGCCAGCUGCGGAAAGUGUGUGCUGAAGGAGGGGUGGGCAUCGUACAAUAGCCAAGAUUACAACACAGCGUUGCAGAAAUGCGAGACGGUUCAUUCCCUCGAGGUGUSCCCGCCGUCGGAGGACAACASUGUAUCCGGUCUGCGCAGCGGGGCGCUCAGUUAUCACACGCAGUCAAUCAUUCGAGCGCACAAAGGUGUCGACGAGAAUGGAUAUUCACGAUAUGUAAUCCCUCUCUCACUGUACUCCGACAAGACACACACAGAYGGUCGUCAGAAACAGACGGCAUACCCUCUUAUGAUGUCGCUAGCCGACCAYGCGUCGGAAGCCACUCUGCUGGCCUAUCUUCCCGUGCUUCAUCAUCGACCCUGUGACAAAGGAUGGGGUCUACAGUCCACCGCAUUCAGGAAGCGAAAGGCCGUCAUCUUCCACAAGGCCCUUUCGACGGUCUUGCAAGCUGCGAAGGAGGCAUCGCACGACGGCAUCACGAUACCGUCGACGCGAUUCGGGGACGUGACUAUCCACCCUUUCCUCCUCAACUAUAUACAGGACUACCCAGAGCGAUGUGCGCUGGCGAAUGUGAAGUUUGGUGUAUGCCCUACAUGCACCGUGUCGAAAAUGGACCUCGAUGUCGUGGCCGAUUUCACGGACAGCAGGAGAUCCCAGAUGCUGGAAACUCAACUCGCAGCAGCUGUAUUCACGGCGGACGACGAUGACGUGCGCCGUGCGGCGGAAGGGCGAAUGGCGGAGUUGGACAUGCAUAGGCAUGUUGAACAGAACGGCCUUUGGGGGUUCUACAGGGGGCCGAGUGGCGAUGAUCCUCAGCUAGACUACCACCUCGCAUUGCAACCAGACCGUAUGCACACGAUCGAACACGGCAUAUUCCUGCACAUGAUCGACGCAUUCAGGGCGGCAGCCUUUGAGAAGUUGCCGAACACAUCGCAAACAGAGAUCCUGAAGAAACUCGAUGCGAGAUUGCAAUGCGAGGAGACCGGAUUUGUGAGGAAAAGGAGGAAGAGGGCCGUCGAGAAUAGGUCUUCUGUGACGGACUGUAUGGCAACGGGGAUGAACACCCUGGCACUACGCGAUACGUCAAUCCUUAAACUGCGCUGGUUCGACAUCGAUCAGGACCAGCUAAUCGAGGUGGAAGGUAUUGACAGUCAUGCGUGUAAGAUACUUGAAGAGCUCCCUUUCAGAACCGAUUUUCGAGCAGCGAUUACGACGUACAUGGCGGAGAAUGGUUGUCAACCUCCUCCUGAUAAUCUCGCUAUACACACACGAACACAUCUCGCCAUCGCUUGCACGCAGGACGGAACAAACAGGGGCACACUUGUUCAAACUGCACGAGCGUCGCCGCAGUUCUACGGGAGACCAGUGCACAGCGACGUCGCAAUAAGAGCAGCCAACGAAUGUACGUGGUUCGCAUCAGUGACCAUGUUUUUCGUCGUCGAUGCACCCACAGACGGCGGUAAUGUGGAACACGAGUGCGCUUUUGUGCAGUGGUACACAGUGGUUGACAGUGAACGAGAACACGUGAUAGGUUGCAAGGAAUUGAAAUGGGAGAAGGCGAAUGGACAUCAACACAGCAGCGUCGUUUCAACCGACACUAUCGUGGACACCGUUCACAUUGUUUCGCGCUUCUGUAAACCACAAUAGGGAUCGAAAAUGCAUGCGCACCACCGUGAGGACUGUUUUUUUUUAAACAAGUACAUAUUGUAGAAGGAAUAAAUUUGAAGUUUGAGAGAGAGAGAGAGAGAGAGAGAGAGAGAGAGAGAGAGAGAGAGAGAGAGAGAGAGAGACUCAUUUCAAUUACGAGAAAAUUUGUAAGUCUGUCUAUUUCUUCUCGCGACAAGAUGGUAAUGCCGUUCUCGGCCGAAGUAAAUCUUUCUAGUAGCUGUAAACAACUAUGAUGUCUAACGCUGACAUACCUACGAAGGAGAACCAAAACCUCAUGCGAAACAAAAGUGUCCCCAAAAG